AUCCUUCGAUCGGAAAAUCGCGUCGAGCCUCCUCCUGCUUGAUUUUCCGGCGGCGUCGAUUCCUCUCUUGUCGAUGAAGAAGCUUCGGUCUCUCCUUCACUCUCCCCUUCCCGUUCCGGCUGGCACAGCAAACCCAGGAGCUGCUCGCAAUAGUGAAUGAAGGCUACUUUUUAGCACUCCAUAAAAGGAGGGGAAUAGGAGGGAGUAGAAUGUUUGAAGGACUGAUUCAUCGGGUGCUGGUGGGUUUUCUUGGUCGUUAUGUCAAAAAUUUCCAGAAGGACCAACUCAAGUUCAGCCUUUGGAAGGAAGAAGUAUUGUUGGAGAAUGUAGACCUCAUUCCUGAAGCCUUUGAUUAUCUCCAAUUGCCAUUCGCUUUAAAGCUGGGUAGGGUUGGGAGGUUAAGCAUCAGAAUUUCAUGGAAAAAUCUUGGUUGGGACCACCCCAUUAUAAUCGUUUUAGAAGAUGUAUUCAUUUGUGCUUCCCAAAGGGAUGACCAUGAGUGGAGUAUGGAGGCUGUUGAAAAAAGAGAAUUUGCUGGCAAAAAGGCUAAGCUUGCUGCUGCAGAGCUUGCCAAACUAUCAAGGCGUGUGAGCGGUAAUCAAACUGGGAAAUUGUUUAUUUCAUAUAUUACUGCAAAGGUUCUUGACAGCAUACAAUUAUCAAUUAGAAAUUUCCACGUUCAAUACAGUGGAAUGCAAUAUGACUCGUCACAGGUACUAUUUGGUUUGAAGUUUUCCAGCUUGACAAUAAAGCAAAAUCUGGUUGGAUCAUUAGGUGGGAAGGUGGUAGGGGGCCAAGUGAACAAAACAGUGGAUGUUGAAGGUCUGGAAAUUUAUUGUACCACAUCCAAAAAUGCUAUGGACUUGACGAGUUUGGAUGACGCUGCAGAUUCCAGAUUUUGGCAGAAUGAAAGAUCUGAAGGCAAUAAAAUUGAUCAUUUAUUACAGCCGGUUGAUGUAACUGUAUCACUUGUGGUUAACAAAGCAGGAAAGCUAGAUACUGAUUUGGCACAAUAUUCAAUCAGAGCAGAGACAACUAGCUUGGUCAUGUCAUUCAAUGAGGUUCAGUUGCAACAAAUAUUGAUUCUAUCUGAUUACAUCAGCCUUAGCAGUUUAAGGGAGAAGUAUGGACGUUACCGUCCAUGGGGUCAUUCCUCAUCAAGAAAACAGAAUGGUUGGCAAAUAGCAUGGUGGCACUAUGCACAAAAAUCUAUCCUAUCAGAUGUCCACAGGAAGUUGAAGAAAAGCUCAUGGAGAUACCUAGGACAGCGACUGGAUUCUAGGCGGAAGUAUAUUAAAUUGUACAAGAUUAAACUAGAGUCUCUUCAACAAGAACUGCCAAUUGAUGAAGAUAUUCUUCUGGAAUUGGAACGAAUGGAGAAAGAAUCUGAAAUUGACGAUAUCUUAAAUUAUCGGUCUGCUGCUGAACGUGAGCUUCAGGAAGUUCUGCUAAGUUCUUCAUCUUCAAAUAUGGGAGUGAACGGUGCCAAUAUUUCUGUUGCAAAGUCGAGGAACAAUGAAACCUACUUGGGAAGGUCCCGGGGCUGGUUGAAUUGGCUGUCUCGUGGCAUGCUUGGAGCUGGUGGAACAGAUGAUUCUAGUCAAUUUUCUGGCGUUGUCUCAGAUGAAGUCGUAAAGGAUAUUUAUGAAGCUACAGAGUUCCAUCCAUCUGUAUUAUCUAGUGGAGAUGCUGAUGCAAAUGAUAGGAUAUUUACUUGUGCAAUCAAGUUAACCAUAGGUCAAAUCGCUGCAACUCUACAAAGCAAGUAUUUCAGUCAAAGAAUUGCUGAGCUGAUUUUUAAAGGUGCUGUUAUAGAGUGCAAACUUUGGGAAGAGUUAGCAUCCAUUGUUUGCUACAUUGAGUCAGCAAAAAUGGUUUAUCCAUGUAAUGAGAGAGUUAUUCUUCAAAUAGGAAAGCCCCUUACAGAGGAAAAACUACAGGAAGAUGAGCUAACUUCAUGUAGAGUCCAAGUGGAUGUGUCACCAGUGCAAGAGGUGGAACUCUCUGUCAGGGUCAUGCUUCAACCUCUUGAAGUUACUUAUGAUGUGGAAUUCUUCCUUAAACUUGCGGAGUUUUUCAAAGAAUUAAAAUGCUUUGAAUUUCAGCAUGAAAGGGUCCUUUGGUCGCUAAAUGGGUUUAAAGAUGUUAAGACUCGCUUAUCAUCAAAAAUUGAGUAUGCUUUGUCAAGCCAUAAAAAAAUAAGUUGGGAUGUUAGCAUCUUGAAUAUUAUUAUCAAUGUACCUUGGAGAAAUGGCAUUGCGGAACAAUGUAACUUGGUUUUGGAGAUGGAAUCUCUUCAAUAUAAAUCUAAAUAUGAUGAGGAGCUUGUUGCUACCUCUGCUCUGGAAGAAUCAUAUCCCCAUAAACAGUUCUCAAGUCCUAAUGUUCAAGAUCUCUAUAAUUACUUCGCUGUCAAACUUGAGAAUUUUGAGCUGAAGAUAGUGAUGCCUCAUCAUGCUCAAACAAUUAAUAUCUUGGAGAGAUUUUGUGCUUCUAUCACCUUUGCAUCGUGUAUCAUUCCCGAUGAAUCAAUAUUGAAACAAUUGGAGGUUUGCAUUGUUCUACCAUCACUCACUGGGAACUUCUCUCUGUCAAUAUAUGAAUCAAUAACGGCAUUAGUGACUUAUCUACAUAUGUUAUAUUCAACCACUAUAUCUCUGAUUCCCAAUAGUCCAUUUUCACUUAAUCUUAUGUCAAAUCAACCUGGGGCUUCUACUUUUGGAUUUUCUAUUGCUGCAAAGUUGAACUCUUUGAGUUUACAUGUUGACCUUGCAAAUGAUGGAGAAAGCAAUUCUGAUCUCAAGCUUUUCCUUCAAGAAUUAGAUGUUCGAUAUUGUCAUAUGGAAUUCGAGGAGUGUUUCAUUUGUACCAAAGCAGCAAAGAUCAAUGCCCGAUUGGGAGGAGAAAAUGAUGGUUGUGUUCUGUUAUCGUCUGGGAAUCAAUUUACCUCUGCUGUUGCACAUCAUCAAGGCUGGUGUGUUGAAAAUAGCAAUCAAGGUGGAAAUUUUAGGGAUAAAAGUGCAAAUACUAAAGCUUUCUUUCUUAUGCAUUAUGAAGCUCACAGAAGUGCAGAUUUUGAUUUCUGCAAGUGUACAAUUGACUUAAAUGAUGCUGAUCUCCAUUGUUACCCCCGUGUAUUUGGGCUGUUGAUUGGAUUCUAUGAAAGGUUAUCUUCAAAUGGUACAUCUUUAACUCAUGAUAAAUCCCUUAGCUUUGUGCUGGAUGGCAAACAUCAAAAUAGAAGAAUUGGUUUUCAGUUUCAAAGGUUUGGUUACUCAAAUUUUGUGGAGACUGGGUCAUCUGACCAUCCUAGCAUUUCUUUGGACUGCUAUCCAUUCAUUACAAUCUCCAAUUCUGGUUCUCUGAGUAGCCUUGAGAGUUCUCUUUGUCAUUCCAUUCCCUACUGGAGGAAGUUAUUUAAUAUGCGGGAUAGAGAACUCAGAAGUCCAAAUUUCAGUUUAGAAAAGGAAUCUAAAACCUUUCAGGUUUCACCAGUGAUGCAAACAUCUGGAAUGGCUGCAAUUGCACCAGGAAGUUCAGAUGGCACAGAAGUUUUUAGUAUUGAUAUCAAUCUUUGUGGAACAAGAGUGCAUUGGCAUGAUUCCUCUUGUAUUAUUGGAACUGUUACAAUACCAACCUCUAAAACUUCACUUUCAAUUUGUGAAGACUUCAUGGAUUUGUUGUGUUCUGUAGAGGGGUUGAUCCUCUCAUCACCGUGGUGGACUAAAAACUUAAAAGAUUUUUUGUGGGGACCCUUAUUACCAAAUCUACCUUCUAUUUUGAAUUUGCGUGUGAGGAAAAGGCAUGCUGGAUUAGUGACUUCUGAUCUUGAAGUUAGCAUUGGUGUUCAGCAUGUAUAUUGCUUUCUUCCACCUGAGUAUUUGUCUAUCAUAAUAGGCUACUUUUCAUUACCUGAUUGGACUUCAAAUUUUAGUGAGCAGCCAGUUACUGAAAAUCAUGACCGUAUCAUACGGGAAGAAGGGAAUGUUGUUUACAAGUUUGAGAUACUGGAUUCUACUUUGAUUCUGCCUGUGGAGCGUGACGAUCAUCAGUUUCUGAAGAUAGAACUUCAACAGUUGUACUGUAGUUUCAUCCUUGAAUGUUCUCCUGAUGAUGUAUUGAAGGGUAUUCCCUCUGAAUGUAUGGUUCCAUCACAUAAAAUUGCCAAAGCAAAUCACUGUUUAAACAUUUUUGGAAGGGAUUUAUCUAUUUCUAUCCUAUUGUGCAAGGAUGAUGGAUAUGGUUGCUUAAUGGUUGACAAAGAUACUGGAUGUGGCAAUAUUACACUAAUAAGACCACUUAGUGCUGAUGUCUGGGUUAGACUUCCCUGCGAAAGUGAAUCUUGCCCUGAUAGCUCAUCUGCUUCCAUGUGUGUUAUGUCAAGGAUUGCCAAUUGCCAGCUUAUCGCUGAUGAUGGCAACACUUUGGAUGGAUUCGAGGCGCUGGUGGAUGUAAUAAAUCAGUUCUCUUCAGUUGACAGUGAAUCCAAAAUUUUCACCUCUAAUGUUUUACACUUUUUUCAGUUGAAAAGAAGUCUGAAGGAAAAUUUAGUUGUUCCACCUGUCUGGUCAGGUACAACAUUUACAGAAGCUAGGUUCUGUGCUGAUUCACUGUCAAUAAGUUUGUUUCAAUCAAGGAAAGACUCACUUCUGUCACAACCAAUAGCCAAGGCUGAUAUGAAAUUCAUUGGUUCUGUAUCUUUGAUAAAUGAGACGCUCAUGGACAUGGACUUGAACUUUUCUUCUUUGGUACUAUAUUCAUUGCUCAAUUGUGUCACUAUAGCACAAUGUGCUGAAGCUUGCUCAGCUUCAUCAGCUCUUCAUAUAUGUUUCUCAAAGUCUAUUGAAGGUGAAGAUGAGGUUCAUUUUUCUCUUCCUUCUCUGGAUAUUUGGCUACAUGUUUUGGAUUGGUCUGGAGUUAUUGAUAUAUACAAUUCAUAUUCUAAAAGAAUGGCUGAAAUUGAAGGAAUGGAGGCAUCAUCAAAGAGUUUGUCUAAAGAUGCUAUUGAUGUCACUGAAAAUGUGGCACUUUCUGUUUCUCAAAAUUCACAAACUUAUCAUAUAAAGGAGCAUACAAAGCAGGAUUCUACUGUCCUCUCUGUGAAGUCAGAAAAUAUCGGCCUCACAAUUUAUUUUCCUUUGUUGGGCACUGAAAUAGCACUUGGUGAAUUGGGAACAUCUGAAGUGCAGGCGGAGAGGCCACGAAAUGUUUCGUCGAAUGCUAUUGAAGGGAAAAACUGCAAGUUUAUGGCACUUAGUGCACAUAGUAGAAGUAGUGAGCUAUCGAUUGUCGGGAGAAAUGUGAAAUUGAAAUCUAUGCUGGAGAAAAUAAGUGGCACUGUAGGGGUAUGUGAGGAUAAGAGCAUCAACAAUUGGCCUUUCUUCCAAAUAUCCCAAAUUAGUUUGAUGUCUGAGAUUUUUAAUAAUCAGAUGGACCUUUUCAAUGUCAAACUGGAGGUUCAAGUUGACCAUUUAGAUGUGUGGCUUUCUCAUCGAGUAUUAUGCUUCUGGUACAGUGUGCAAUUUGAAAUUCCUGAAGCUGAAUCUUCACAUUCUCCAUUCAGAAACAUGAAUUUUAACAUCCAGUUAAAGAAACUUUCACUUCUGAUCUCUGAUGAAAGGUGGGGCUUUGGUGGACCUCUGUUGGAAAUUCUUAUGAAGAACUUUCUGUUACAUGCUGUCAUGAUCGAAAAUAGUGUGGAGUGCUCCGUAACAAUUGACCUUGAAAUGAACUACAAUAACAUUCACAAGGUACUUUGGGAGCCAUUUGUUGAGCCCUGGAAGUUGCGGAUAAAUAUGAUUAGAAGACACAAUAUGAAUGCCCUCCUGAAUAGUUCCAUCACAACGGAGAUUCAUCUCACAUCAACAACACCACUUAACUUGAACUGUACGGAAUCUCUAAUUGAGUGUGUUUUCAGGACUAUUGAAAUGCUUAAAGAUGCUUGGUAUCUGAUGGACCCAACUGAUCCUUGUGAAAACCAGGGACCCAUAAGUCCUCAGUUUGCUGAAACUAUAAGUGGAGGAAGAUAUGCUCCCUACAUACUUCAAAAUUUGACUUCUUUGCCUCUAAUAUACCAUGUUCUUCGAGGACUCGUUACUGCUGAUGAGUUUGAUUUCUCGGAAAUGAUGGAUGGAAAAUCUGUGCAACCAGGUGCUUCUGUUCCUAUUUAUCUAACUGAAACUCCUGAGGAACAAUUGUACCGAAUCAGGCCUGCUUGGUCUUCUGACAGGCUCAGCGGGAAGCAAUCCAGUGGAGUUGUUCAUCAUUUUAUGAGCAUUCAACUUGAUGGGAUGUCUCUGCCUUCUGCUCCUAUUUCGAUGGAUCUUGUAGGACUUACCUGCUUUGAGGUUGAUUUUUCGAACUCCUCAAACAAAAUUGAAGUCGAAAAAACGGGGGAUUCUUCAAAAUGCGCCAAAAAAAUUGAGGAUGUUAGUGAUAAUAUAAAUAGUGGUUUUGCUGUUCCAGUUCUGUUUGAUGUUUCAGUGCAGCGAUACAGCAAGUUGAUACGACUGUACUCAACAGUCAUACUCUCAAAUGCAACAUCUGUACCACUGGAGUUAAGAUUUGAUAUUCCAUUUGGACUAUCCCCAAAGGUAUGGAUAAAAGAUUGAUUGCUUACUAAUUGCAACUUAGGACAUCUUUUCCUAUUUGUUUGUGGUAUAUGCUCUCAAUAUUCUUGUUCUCUCUCUCUUUUUUCCCUUUUUUUUAUCUUAUUUUAUCCAUUCCAGAUCCUAGAUCCAAUAAAUCCUGGACAAGAGGUUCCACUGCCUUUACAUUUGGCUGAAGCAGGUCUUCUUAGGUGGCGUCCUCAGGGAAAUUCUUACCUGUGGAGUGCAGCGCAUGAACUCUCAAAUAUUCUUUCUCAAGAAAUCAAGAUUGGAUUUCUUAGGUCGUUUGUAUGUUAUCCAUCUCAUCCAAGCAAUAAUCCAUUUCGAUGUUGCAUAUCAGUUCAAAAUUUUAGCGUGCCUUCAACUGGCAAGGCAAAGAAAGGUCCAAAUUCCUGUGUUACUAAAAGUUCCAAUCGACUAGUUGACGUUCACAACCAUGAUUUGAAGCACUCAAAGAAGCAAUUAGUUUAUCAAAUAACCUUAAGUACUCCAUUAGUGCUGAAUAGUUAUCUUCCAGAUUCAGUAUCACUGACCAUCGAGAGUGGAGGAAUUACUUGCACUGCAUUGCUUUCAGAGGUACAAACUUCAUUCCAUCAUGUGGAUCCUUCUCAUGACUUGGGUCUCGAGUUCUAUAUGCAAGGAUUCAAACCUUCAGCUUUGAAGUUUCCUCGUACAGAAACAUUCAGUUCUGUGGCUAAGUUUAGUGGAACCAAAUUCUCUCUAAUAGAGACCAUGAUCUUCAAUCCUGAAUUAUCUAACGGGCCGCUGUAUGUUACCGCUGAAUUGAUGAUGGAUGCAUUCUCUGGUGCACGUGAGAUCUUCAUUUUUGUUCCCUUCUUAUUAUAUAAUUGUACUGGUCUUCCAUUCGAUAUUUCAGAACCCGCUUCGGAAAUGAAAGGAAAUCAUUACACUAUUCCAUCCUGUUACUUAAUUGAAGAAGAAAAUUUUCAAGAUAAGAAGGAUGGUCUCAGCCUUUUAUCUUCAGAUCUGGACUUACAUGCUCCAGCUCAAAAAAUUGUUGAUCUAGGGAGUGCUUUCAUGGAAAAUCACAUUUUCUUUGCUGGUAAAAAAUCUUCUUCAAAAAUGUGCUCCCCUGGUGCAUCUACUUCAAAAGAUCCGGACCUAGUUGAUACUGAGCAUGGAAAGGUCAAGGCAUGCAUGUAUUCUCCUUGUGCCAUUUCUUCUGCAGGUGAAGUUAUGGUAAGAUUAAGGAGGUGCCUGCCUGGACAUGUUGCAAAAAAAAAGCAAAACUCCUUAUGGUCAGAACCUUUUCUUCUUGUUCCACCUAGUGGAUCACACACUGUAUUUGUUCCUCAGUCAUCACCAAAUGCCGCAUUUAUAAUAUCUGUGACUUCUAGUGCUCUUGUUGGACCAUUUGCUGGGAGGACAAGGGCCAUCACCUUCCAGCCCAGAUAUAUAAUUAGUAAUGCAUGCAGCAGAGAUUUAUGUUAUAAGCAGAAAGGAACAAACCUUUUUGUUCAUUUGGGCAUUGGAAAGCAUUCUCAUCUUCACUGGACCGACACAAUGAGGGAGUUAUUAGUUUCCAUUCGUUUUAAUGAACCUGGUUGGCAAUGGUCAGGCAGCUUCUUGCCAGAUCAUCUAGGUGAUACACAAGUGAAAAUGCGGAAUUAUAUUUCAGGUUCACUAAAUAUGGUAAGGGUGGAGGUACAGAAUGCUGAUGUUUCCAUCAGAGAUGAAAAGAUUGUUGGAAGCCUACAUGGGAACUCUGGGACAAAUUUGAUUCUCUUGUCAGAUGAUGACACAGGUUUUAUGCCAUACAGAAUUGAUAAUUUCUCAAAGGAGAAAUUACGGAUUUAUCAGCAGAGGUGUGAAACAUUUGAUACUAUCAUUCACCCAUACACUUCUUGCCCUUAUGCAUGGGAUGAACCCUCUUAUCCCCACCGUCUGACUGUUGAGGUGCCUGGAGAGCGUGUUAUUGGGCUGUAUGCUCUUGAUGAUCUGAGAGAGUUUGUACCGGUACACUUGAAGCCAACUUCUGAGAAACCUGAAAGAACGUUGCUUUUGUCUAUGUGUGCUGAGGGAGCAACAAAGGUGCUCAGCAUUGUUGAUUCAGGUUACCAUAUUUUAAAAGAUUGGAAGGAUCUAUCUCCCUCUCAGUUUCAAGUAAAAAGUAAAUAUGAGCAUAGAGAGCAAAACUCUUUUGACUACAAGGAGAAAUUUUCUCUUGCUAUUUCGUGCAUUGGUAUUUCCUUGGUUAAUGCUUAUCCACAGGAAUUGCUUUUUGCAUGCGCGAAGGAUAUUUCUCUUAAUCUUCUUCAGAGUCUUGACCAACAAAAGCUUUCCUUUCAAAUCUCUUCAUUGCAAAUUGAUAAUCAGUUGCGUACAACAACAUAUCCCAUUGUCAUGUACUUUAAUCAAGAAUAUAGAAGCAAUGCAGCCAAUCAGAGAGCUAAGGAUGAUGUUGCAAAAUUAAAUGAAAGAUCAUUGCAAGUUUCUUCUGAAAGUUAUUGUGAACCUGUAGUCCACCUAGACAUGGCGACAUGGAGGAAGAAUGACAUAUCCUUGGUUUCAUUUGAGUUUAUAAGCUUAAGAGUGGCAAAUUUUCGCCUUGAGCUUGAGCAGGAACUUAUAUUAAGCUUGUUAGACUUGUUCAAAUCUGUCUCUUCAAGAUUCCAGAGCAAAGUCUUGCCUGUUUCAGACACUGGUACUUGCGAAUAUGUCAAAACAAGAGAAACCCAACUGCAUGGAUUCAAUCUUUCUGCAUUUAGUAAGAAUCAAAUAAGCUGUUUAUCUCUACCUUCAGUUGUUCCAAUUGGAGCCCCUUGGCAGCAAAUUCACCUUUUGGCCAGAAGACAGAAAAAGAUCUAUGUAGAAUUGUUUGAUUUAGCACCAAUAAAGUUCACUUUAAGCUUUUCUAGUGCUCCAUGGAUACUUAGAAAUGGUGUUCUUACAUCAGGAGAAUCAGUUGUCCAUAGAAGUCUUAUGGCUCUGGCUGAUGUUGAGGGAGCUCGUAUCCAUCUCAAAGAAUUGACAAUUGCACAUCAGAUGGCUAGUUGGGAGUCCAUGCAGGGUAUACUCUGGAGGCAUUAUAGCCGUCAACUUCUUCAUGAGAUGUACAAGGUCUUUGUAUCUGCUGGUGUUAUAGGUAAUCCCAUGGGAUUCGCAAGGAGUUUGGGACUUGGCAUCAGGGAUUUUUUAUCUGUUCCAGCCAGAAGCUUUUUGCAGAGUCCUACUGGACUUAUCACAGGCAUGGCACAAGGCACUGCCAGUCUUCUGAGUAACACAGUUUAUGCUUUAAGUGAUGCCACCACGCAAUUCAGUAAAGCUGCACACAAGGGUAUUGUUGCAUUUACAUUUGAUGACCAGUUUGUUUCAACGAUGCAAAGACAACAGAAAGGGGUUGCUUCACACAGUAAAGGUGUAAUAAAUGAAGUCUUAGAGGGACUUACAGGUCUCCUUCAAUCACCGAUUAAAGAAGCAGAGAAACAUGGUCUUCCUGGUGUCCUAUCAGGAAUAGCCUUAGGAGUUACAAGACUUGUGGCAAGACCUGCAGCUAGUAUUCUUGAGAUCACAGGAAAAACUGCACAGAGUAUCAGAAACAAAAGUAAACUAUACCAAAUUGGGUCUCAACGCCGUAGGAUCCGGUUUCCUAGGCCUUUAAGUCGAGAACUUCCUCUAAGGCCAUACUCUUUGGAAGAGGCAGUCGGAACAUCAGUGCUUAUGGAGGCUGAGGAUGGCUUGAAGCUAAAGGACGAAGUAUUAGUGAUGUGCAAAUCACUUAAACAAGCUGGCAAAUUUGUUGUUGUCACAGAGAGACUUAUGUUGAUCAUUAAAUGUCCUGGUUUGGUAGACAUGGGGAAGCCGGAAUUUCGAGGUGUUCCAGUUGAUCCAGAGUGGUUCAUUGAGUCAGAGAUUGGUUUGGACAGCGUAAUACAUGCAGAUAAUGUAGAGGCAUGGGUCCACAUUGUUGGAAGCAGCUCAGAUGCAAGGCUGAGGCAGAACCAGCACCAGUCCAAAAAAGGUGGUGGUGGUGGAACAAGGACAAAGCAAUGGAGUGAUCCUUCGACCCGCCUCCCUCUUUUCCAAACUAAUUUGGAAUUCGCGUCGACAAAAGAUGCAGAGGAUUUGUUACAGACUAUGCUUUCGACAAUAGAGCAAGGCAAGGGACGAGGGUGGGGGAGUGGAUAUCUUGUUCAUAAAAGCAAUGUUGUAGGUAAAUAGGAGCAUUCUUAUGGAUGUUUUUUUUUUUUUUUUUGGGUGGGAAUAAAGUUAGGCGAGCGCUCACUUCAGAGUGGAUCCAUACUAUUGUCUUCUUUUUCAAAAUCCUGAUUAUUUAUGGGAACAGAAAGAAAAAAUGUACAGAGAGCUUCUUCAUUACCUGAUUAUUUUUUGCAGGAUGUAAAUUCUAAUGCAAGUUCUUAGACCCCUAUUGUGAUUUCUUAGUA
Messenger RNA from Jatropha curcas, 11014 nucleotides. NCBI's taxonomy places the organism in Eukaryota, Viridiplantae, Streptophyta, Magnoliopsida, Malpighiales, Euphorbiaceae. The record is from RefSeq and is a predicted model, not a curated record.